Molecule: messenger RNA, 3858 nt
Organism: Fusarium vanettenii 77-13-4
Lineage: Eukaryota; Fungi; Ascomycota; Sordariomycetes; Hypocreales; Nectriaceae
Exons: 3
Coding region: 1-3858 (1285 amino acids)
Source: RefSeq, a predicted model, not a curated record
AUGGAUAUUACAGAGGACACGAUUCCGGAGCUUCAGCCCAUCUUUUCCUUCCUCAACAGCCACUCCAACAAGCUGUACCAGGAAGGCUAUUUCCUCAAGCUCGACGACCAGAAUACACGUAUGCUUGAUCUCGCACACCCUCUUAUCCCCUCCCCCACAGAGCCCCUACCGCCAAGCCCCCUCCACCUUAGGCGGCCCAUUCACACAUCUAGCGAUGAACAGCCCCUACAGAACAUUCUGAGCAUCUCAACAGCCGGAAGAAACCGCUAUCUUCUUCACUUCAACUCGCGCCAUUCGCUGCUACAAUGGACUGCUGGAAUCCGGCUCGCCAUUUUUGAGCAUUCCACGAUGCAAGAGGCCUACACCGGUGCCCUCAUUGCCGGCAAGGGUAAAACACUGAAUAACAUUGGCGUCAUCAUGGAGAGGUCGCGGUUCAAGACCGAAGAAUGGGUUAGGGUCCGCUUCGGUGCCGGUGUUCCUUGGAGGAGAUGUUGGUGUGUCAUUACACCACCCGACGAGAAGGAGUACGCGAAGCUCCAGAAGGAGAUGAAGAAGAGGUCGCCAUAUGACCGGUCCCAAGUCCCCACUCUAAAGGGAGAUAUCAAGUUUUACGACCAGCGCAAGGACGGCAAGAAGCAAAAGAAAGCUCAACCGAUUGCCACGAUCACGGACGCCUACUCGGCAUAUGCCAUUUAUCCUCAAGCCAAGUCACUGAUCGAGGCUUCGACGCUGCUCAAGAUUGAGGGCAACAUCGCUAUCCAUACCGACCCACCUUCGUCUACCGAGGGCUUCGUCUUCAUCAUGCCCGAGACUCACCCAGCCGUCACUGGCUUCGAGAUGUUGUUGCGGUUCCUCUUCCCCACCUGGGAUACCUUUGGCCUGUACGGUCGCCCAGGAAAGCUCGUUGCCAGCGUCCUGGACUCCCGAUCUCUGAUGUUUGCCAUGCCUAAGAGCUCGCGUUACGGUUAUCUCGAAAACCUCGACGUCUCCAACCUAAUUCUCGAAGAUGGUAGCUCUAACUGGGGCGAGAGAGAUUGGAGAAAGAAGCUCAAGGAAGCGACUGGGACAAGGAUGAAUGCUAUGGAUGAUGCUCCGACUACUCGAUCCCGAAGUAACAGCCGAAAGAGCGUCAGGCUGAGCUUUGGGGACGGUGCGAAACAAAGAAUCGGGUUCCAAGACCAGCAAGGUCCUACCAGGUCUUCUCGUUCAUUCUCUCUGACUGAGCGUACGCGAACCGAUUCUGCACCUGCCGAUCCAUCACGGGUGGCCUUUGGUCAAGGUGGUCAUGGCCGCAACUCCUCUGACCCCAACCAUUUGGCCGGUCCUCCUCCUCCUCGCCAUGAUUUCAAUGGCAACAGCCCCUAUUCUGGUUCGCCCCAGCGUGGCCCAACCCCUGUGGGCGGCCAGUAUCAAAAUCAGGCGCCUGCUGAGCUCGGCAGUGGUUAUGAAAACAACCGUGGUGCUUCAGGCUCGCCCCCUUUGAGAGAUUUGGAUGGCAUGCGAAAGAUGCAUACUCCGGAGCCCGUUUCACGACCCCCGGCAUUCAACCAUGGGCCCCAGGCCCGGCCCAUGAGCAAGGCGUACCACUCUCCUGAGCUCAGGCGAGCUAACAGCAGGCUUUCUAGCUCCACGCUUGCCCAGCUUGCUACAGCUGGAGGCUUGGGCGGACCAAAUGAUUCGAAUCCUUCUCCCAGAGAAGGCGAGGUGGACGCUGCGAGAUCUGGACCAUCGGUACCUCAAUCACACGCCAACUCCGUAGGGAUAUCUGCUAACGACAACCGCUCGCGUGAAGCUUUAAGUCCGCCAAACCAGGAUCCCUCCUCCAACAACCUCCCACCACCGCUCAAUCUUCAAAAACAACGAUCUCGAUCCCCCCUAGCCCAGUCCCCCUACGGACCUCCAAGCCCUUAUGCGCGUGGGCCGAACUCCCGACCUGGAACCUCGGACGGUAAGCGGUCUCCCAUGCCCCCAGGUAUGGGCCCUCCACGCUCCCCUCAUCCGCAAAACCCCAACCGUCGACCCGACAUGGGGCCCGAUGGACGGCGACCUUCAGACCCUCGCCGCCCUGGCCCUGGACCUGAUGGACGACGACCUUCCGAUCCUCGUCGUCCCGGACCUGACGGACGGAGGCCUUCGGACCCCCGAGGUCCCGGACCCGAUGGCCGGAGACCCUCAGAUCCCCGGGCCCGUGGCAACGGACCCCCACCGCCAGGUCAUGGCCCACCACCCCCUGGACCUUACGGCAAUUUUCGGCCAGGCCCCGGUCGAUCUCCUGGACCUCAUGGGCCCCCAGGACCCCCCGGGCCACAUGGACCUCCCAUGCAGAUGGGCCAUCGAAAGCCUGUGCCCGAGAGAGCGCCGACUUUUGAAGCGCCGACCUUUGAAGAACCCAAGACGUCAACCAUGUCGACCAGCAGUGUCGUGACAGCCAACGAAAUCAUCGACCACUAUGUAUUUGACCAAGGUCGCCGACCUGUGGGAACGCCGACCUCUGACAGAAGGCCGCCCCCGCCUCAACGACAGGGCAGCAACAGGAGUGGCCAGAGCAGCCAUUACGACGACAGCUCUUCUAUGAACAGCAUCGACUAUGCCAGCACCCACAAGUCUACUGAAACCAAGAAGUCUGUAGAGCGACCUCGCGCUGGAGUUCUCAAGACAGUCGGUGGCAGUGACGAGCCUGAAAUGCCACGAGACGCCGGUUAUGACAUCCCGGACAUUAACUUUGGGCCGACCAUUAACUACGGUGCCACUCAACAGCACAACAGAACACCUGGUGCUCUGACUCCUGGAUCAGACCCGGCUCAAAGACCUUAUUCCCCUGCGGGCCAGGCGCCCACACCGCCGGCGCACAAGUCAUCUGGAUCCCAUGGAUCCCAGGGAUCUCAUGGACGCAAAGAUUCCGAAGACAUGAAGCGAAUGAUGGCAUGGCAGCCAGGUGCAUCGGCACCACCGUCCGGCUCCCAAGGCCUCAGUGCCGAGCAGUUUGUACAGCAGAGAGCGGCCCAUGCUCGCAGCGCCUCUAGCAACACGCUGAGUGGAGGUCGACCUACGACGCCUGGUGGAUCAAUGAAGCGUACCAGUUCUUACGACAUGCUUCAGGGCCUGCAAGGUGGCUCAGGUCGGCAUUCACGAAAUAGUUCAGUUGACUUGCUGUCCCGUCCCGGGUCACGCGGCGCGAACUCGGCUCUCAACUUUGCCAGCCCGGGAGAUGCACCCACUCAUCUCAGCGCUCGCGAGCAGGAGCAGGUUGCUCGUCUGACGGGAGCGCCAUUGAUCAGUGUGCCCGGGCAUCAACGGCAGGGGUCUCAAGGCUCCGCCAUGAUGGGACAUCAAAGACAAGCCUCCUCUGGUUCGGGGUUGGUCGCCGCUAUCGAAGCCCGAGAACGUGAGAAGCAGCAGAUGAAGCAGGGCAUGAGCAGCCAGGCGGUGCAGCACGCGAUCAAUCAGCGACAGCAACAACAGGCUGCCAUGGCAUACCAACAACAGAUGGCGCAACAGCAGAUGGCCCAGCAGCAAAUGAUGCAGCAGCAGAUGGCACAGCAGCAGCAAAUGGCUCAACAGCAAGCAGCAUACCAGCAACAAGCCUAUCAGCAGCAGCAACAGCAAAUGGGCGGUGCAUACAGCACCAUGGGUCGAGGAGGCGGAGGCGGGCAGUAUGGCGCUGGGGGAAUGCCAUAUGGCGCACCCCAGCAGCAGGCGGGAGGUUACGGACAACCAGCCAGUUUCUCGCGGCCGCUCCGGACACCAACGCAGGUUGACCCCCGGUUCGUGCCACCACAGGGUCAGUAUGGCCCGGCGCCCGGAUCUCAACAGACGCCGCGCAAUGUCCACCCACAGUACCAGGGGCAGGCAUUUUAA